AGCGCGCGACUUUCCCGGAUAACUUUGGAGAGCUUGCGCGAGCUCUGGAGCGCUUGGCACAAGACGCAACAAUGAAUGACACGGAGAUAUUCUGCAAAAACAACCAAACAGAGAACUUAACCGACUCAUCAUGUCCCACUCCGUCCCCGUACAGCUACAUCGACAUCACCACGUUUAUGCACAUCUUUCCAUCCAUCUAUGGCAUCCUAUGCUCUGUCGGAGUCAUCGCCAACGGACUGGUUAUUUACGCAGUCGUCGCGUGCAAGAAGAAGAUGGUAUCGGAUAUUUACGUGUUAAACCUGGCUAUUGCAGACAUGCUGUUCCUGCUGGUCAUGCCUUUCAACAUCCACCAGCUGGUCCGGGACCGGCAGUGGGUGUUUGGAAACUUCAUGUGCAAGGCGGUGGUGGUGGUGGACGUGAGCAACCAGUUCACCACGGUGGGCAUUGUCACAGUGCUGUGCAUUGACCGGUACAUAGCUAUUGUCCAUCCCACAUCAGAACGCAGGACCAUCCAGUGGACCAUCAUCAUAAACCUGCUGGUGUGGGUGGGCAGCUUCCUCCUCACUGUCCCCGUCAUGCUCUACGCCAAAGUGGAAAAACGUCAAACUAUGGAGGUCUGUAUGAUGUACCUGGACGGGCCUGAAGAUAUGUACUGGUACACGCUCUACCUCCUGGGCUUCAUCAUCCCCCUCAUCAUCAUCAGCACCUUCUACUCGCUCACCUUGUAUCAUGUGUUCAGCUCCAUACGCCGGGUCAAACGCAAGCAGUCGGUUUGGGCCAAAAGGGCCACCAAAAUGGUUCUCAUGGUCAUUGCAUUGUUUCUUAUUUGCUGGUCGCCCUAUCACGUGAUUCAAGUGAUCAAUUUGAGCAACAACACCCCGACCAUCGCCUUCAUCUAUGCCUAUAACAUAAGCAUUUGUCUGAGCUAUUCACACAGCUGUAUCAAUCCGCUUAUGCUGCUGAUUUUUGCUCAAAAUUACCGUGAGCGACUCUGCAAAAGGAACGCCCUGCACAGCUCUCAGCAUUCGUCCAAAGUCACAGUGGUUAAAACGGAUGGAUCGAGCACGGUGAAUGACCCCAGUUAUCGCUGCACAGUAAUAUGA
Molecule: messenger RNA, 1103 nt
Organism: Boleophthalmus pectinirostris (great blue-spotted mudskipper)
Lineage: Eukaryota; Metazoa; Chordata; Actinopteri; Gobiiformes; Gobiidae
Product: melanin-concentrating hormone receptor 2-like
Biological process (GO): neuropeptide signaling pathway
Cellular component (GO): membrane; neuron projection
Molecular function (GO): G protein-coupled receptor activity; neuropeptide binding
Source: RefSeq, a predicted model, not a curated record